GUCGCCCCGGCCAGCGGUAGGAUUAUGAGGGAGCCAUGAGGCCGCUGCAGAGCUGGCUGCUCGCCGCUCUCCUCUCGCUCACGCCUCGGGCAGGUCCCGCGGCGGUGGCCGCGCACGCCGGUGCUCUGCAGCGGAGGUUCCCGCGGGCCGGAUGGCAGGACGGGCGCCUCGUGUCCCAAAUCACCCACCCCAGCAGGUUAGUGGGGCAGAGCUCAGGAGGAGAAGUCCAGAAGCAUCAGCUGGACACCAGGGUCAGGAAUGAGCCUAGAGGAGGAGGAGGAGGAGGCGGCCCUGCGGCGCACCUGGCGCGCGUGAGCUUCGUGGUGCGCGCCUUCGGCAACGCCUUCACCCUCGACCUGCGGCUCAACCACCACCUCCUGGCCUCGCGCUACGUGGAGCGGCACCUCGGCGCGGGCGGCAACGGCAGCCACAGCCCGGGCACAGGCGAGCACUGCUACUACCAGGGCCGGCUGCGCGGGCGGCCCCGCUCCUUCGCGGCGCUCUCCAGCUGCCAGGGCCUGCACGGCGUCUUCUCCGAUGGCUGGGACACCUACAUGAUCGAGCCGCGCGCCGGCGCUGAGCGCGGGCAGGGCCUGCGGCCGCACGUGAUCCGCCGGGCCCCGUGGGCCGCGCGCACCGGGGCGGCCGCCUCAGGCGUCGCCCACCGCCCGCAGGUGCGGCGCGCCCAGCACACGGUGCACAGCGAGACCAAGUACAUCGAGCUGGCCGUGGUCAACGACCACCGGCUGUUCCUGCAGCUGCGGCGCUCCGUGGUGCUCGCCAGCAACUUUGCCAAGUCCGUGGUGAACCUGGCCGACAUGAUCUACAAGGAGCAGCUCAACACCCGCAUCGUGCUCGUGGCCAUGGAGACCUGGGCCGCGGAGGACAAGAUCCGCGUGGACGAGGACUCGCUGGAGACGCUGGCCCAGUUCAUGAAGUACCGCAGGGAGGCCAUGCCGGAGCCCAGUGACACCGUCCAGCUCUUCUCGGGCCACACGUUCCAGAGCAGCCGCAGCGGCAGCGCCUUCGUGGGGGGCGUCUGCUCGACCACGCGCGGCGGGGGCGUCAACGAGUACGGCAACGUGGCGGCCAUGGCGGUGACGCUGGCGCAGACGCUGGGGCAGAACCUGGGCAUGAUGUGGAACAAGCACCGCAGCUCCGCAGGCGAGUGCCGGUGUCCGGACGUCUGGCUGGGCUGCAUCAUGGAGGACACAGGCUACUACCUCCCGCGCAAGUUCUCCCGCUGCAGCAUCGACGAGUACAACCAGUUCCUGCAGGACGGCGGUGGCAGCUGCCUCUUCAACAAGCCCCUGAAGCUCCUCGACCCGCCUGAGUGCGGCAACGGCUUCGUGGAGGCGGGCGAGGAGUGCGACUGCGGCUCGCUGGCGGAGUGCGCCAGGAGCGGUGGCAACUGCUGCAAGAAGUGCACGCUCACCCACGACGCCAUGUGCAGCAACGGGCUGUGCUGCAAAGGCUGCAAGUACGAGCCACGUGGUGUGUCCUGCCGCGAGGCCGUCAACGAGUGCGACAUCCCCGAGACCUGCACGGGCGACUCCAGCCAGUGUCCCCCCAACCUGCACAAGCUGGACGGCUACUUCUGCGAGAACGAGCAGGGCCGGUGCUACGGCGGCCGCUGCAAAACCCGAGACCGGCAGUGCCAGGCGCUCUGGGGCCGCGGCUCAGCAGAGCGGUUCUGCUACGAGAAGCUCAACGUGGAAGGGACCGAGCGGGGCAACUGCGGGCGCGAGGGCCCGGGCUGGACGCAGUGCAACAAGCAGGACGUCCUCUGCGGCUUCCUCCUGUGCGCCAACAUCAGCGGGGCGCCGCGGCUGGGCGAGCUCAGCGGCGACAUCGCCACCACGACCUUCUUCCACCAAAACCGCUACGUGGACUGCAGGGGCGGCCACGUGCAGCUGGUGGACGGCUCGGACCUGAGCUACGUGGAGGACGGCACGCCGUGCGGGCCCAGCAUGCUGUGUCUUGACCACAAAUGCCUUCCAGUGUCGGCCUUUAACUUCAGCUCCUGUCCCGGCAGCUGGGAUGGGAAGAUCUGCUUUGACCACGGCGUCUGCAGCAACGAGGGCAAAUGCAUCUGCCAGCCCGAGUGGACGGGCAAGGACUGCAGCGUCUACGACCCCAUCCCCGAGCCAAAGCCCACGGGCGAGACGGAGCGAUACAAGGGUCCCAGCGGCACCAAUAUCAUUAUUGGCUCCAUCGCGGGGGCCGUGCUGGUGGCUGCCAUCGUCCUUGGGGGCACAGGCUGGGGAUUUAAGAACAUCCGGAAAGGAAGGUACGACCCGGCGCAGCAGGGCGUGUAGCCCCCGUCCCGUCUGCCGUCCGCCUCCACCCUCCCC
Messenger RNA from Nothoprocta perdicaria, 2354 nucleotides. It is a transcript of the gene ADAM11, whose product is annotated as ADAM metallopeptidase domain 11. Gene Ontology annotation, biological process: proteolysis. The transcript has 25 exons. The coding region runs from base 36 to 2318 and encodes 760 amino acids. The record is from RefSeq and is a predicted model, not a curated record. Gene Ontology annotation, molecular function: metalloendopeptidase activity. NCBI's taxonomy places the organism in Eukaryota, Metazoa, Chordata, Aves, Tinamiformes, Tinamidae.